GUUAACAUAUCUGUCACAUACGACCAUAGACUGAGGAAAACUGGGCAUCCCGUCCGCUCUGCCAUACAUAAGCCUCAGAUCGGCAGAUUAGUAGUUGGGUGGGUGACCACCAGCGAAUACCUGCUGUUGUAUGUUUUUGAUUUUUGCAGAUCUUGCAAAAAUUUCCCAUGUGGAGACGCUGCGGGAAAAUUCCGCUUUUGGCUAGCAGAUCCUGUGAUCUGCCAUCUCAAAUGCAAUCUGGAUGUCCAGCACCUUUUUGAGUAUUGCAGAAAUAUCUAUUUUCACCUAAAUUUACUCCACAAAUGCUGUGCAACUUUCUGCAAUAUCUUGAGUGCCUUCAGAAUUGGCACGUGUGAAGAGCUUCCCCACUCGCCUUUUUACCCCACCUUUGCAAACAUAUUGUAA
This is a messenger RNA of Mollisia scopiformis, 405 nucleotides long. RefSeq lists its product as uncharacterized. The annotation marks the transcript as partial. The transcript has a single exon. NCBI's taxonomy places the organism in Eukaryota, Fungi, Ascomycota, Leotiomycetes, Helotiales, Mollisiaceae. The record is from RefSeq and is a predicted model, not a curated record.